Molecule: messenger RNA, 2261 nt
Organism: Manduca sexta (tobacco hornworm)
Lineage: Eukaryota; Metazoa; Arthropoda; Insecta; Lepidoptera; Sphingidae
Product: TWiK family of potassium channels protein 12
Exons: 5
Coding region: 169-1704 (511 amino acids)
Biological process (GO): potassium ion transmembrane transport; stabilization of membrane potential
Cellular component (GO): membrane
Molecular function (GO): potassium ion leak channel activity
Source: RefSeq, a predicted model, not a curated record
GUUGGAGCCACGCCAGCUCGUAAUUUCGCCGGCUUUUAAUAAGAAAUUGUCACAACUCGAAGGCUUUAAGAUAUUAAUACUAAACGGCGUCUACAACUAUGAUAGUGAGAUAAACAUAACGCGAAGGGGAUAAUGACGUCACAAAACAAAAGAAGGUAACCCUCCAAAAUGGAUGUGGAUCAUGUAGUACUUGAUAAAGAAGCGAUCAGUCGUUUCGAACAGUAUACGUUGGCAAAGCCAUCGCUAAACGGAGGAAUUCCUUUGGACAGAAGCCAAGAUGGAGACUCCAUGGUAUCUAAUAGCAGGAAGAAAGCGCAAAUAUCGCGCCAGAAAGUCGUUUGCUGUUUUUGUUUCAAAACAACAAAAUACAGAAGGAAACAAUUCAUUAUCGGCUCACUUACCAACGUCGUGAUAUUCACUGUAUUACUGGCGUACACUUUCCUCGGAUCCUUUAUAUUCCUGGCAAUAGAAGGCGGCUCGGAAACGCCAGCACGACCACGCUUAUUACCCGACAGGCAGAAAAUCACCCACAAAGAUCAAAACAGCACAUCCAAAAAGCUCGCAGACGACGAUUACGAAUAUGGAAAUUUGACAUUAUCAGCAAAUUACUUUUGGGAUGCGAGGAGUAAGGCGGUUGAAAAUAUCUGGGAGAUUACAGUGUCGUUAAAUAUACUGUACAGAGAGAAUUGGACUCGGCUAGCUGCACAAGAGAUUCUAAAAUUUCAAAAUGAGCUCGUGCAAAGGGUGACUAGCGAAAUGGCGUCACAAUACGGCGUUAGUUACAAAGAGAUGGCGUUGGGGGAAUUCGGAGGCGAUGCCAGCAACCAUUAUGAGGAGCACGAGUGGAAUUUGGCACUUGCGUUCUUUUACUCACUAACUGUUUUAACCACUAUAGGUUAUGGCAACAUCGCACCAAGAACAAUAUUAGGGAAAGGGGUAACCAUCUUGUAUGCAUUAGUCGGAAUACCUCUAACCCUGGUAUAUCUCUCGAGCGUCGGAUCUCUACUCUCCAAAAUGGCUCGAAGCGUCUUCAGCAGAGCGUUGUGCUGCUGCCUCUGCUCCAACUGUGGCUACUGCUGCUACGACGAGCGGCGAAUGGCUGAAAAAGAACGAAGAAUGAAGCUCAAAAGGCAACAAGAAGAAAUGCUCAACAGUCAAAACACAAGCAAAACUCCAACAGAGGAAUGCUACGUGCUAAAACCUGACAGCCAAAAAGAUUUAUCACUAUCAGAGCGACCCACAACGAGCACAGCCAAAGAUGAUAUCAUAAGCUGGCCAGACACAGAUUCGAAAUUGUCGAUGCACGGCUUGAGCAUACUAGCUCCUGUUUUGCUCUGUCUCGCCGCCAUCUUUAUAUACAUCGUCGCCGGGGCUAUUGUACUAUUCAAACUUGAUAACCUGGGGAUCGUUGACGGAUUUUAUUUUUGUUUCAUGGCCUUAAGUACCAUAGGUUUUGGUAAUAUUGUUCCUGGUAUGAGUUAUACCACUAUCAAUGGUAUAAGAUAUUACACUAUUAAUUCUACUACAUUGUGGUUCUGUUCGGCAUACACUUUGACAGGAUUGGCUCUGACUGCCAUGUGCUUUGGAGUUAUACAUGAUGAGAUUAUCUAUAGAAUAAAACAUCAGCAAAAGGAGUGGUCGCAAAAGAGCAACACUGUUAAUGACGAGGUCAAUCUUAAUGAUGCGUUCUACAUGAAUUCCUGACAAAUGUUUAACAAAAGCAAAUCUGAGAACUUGUACAGUAUAAUGGAAGAUAGCUCAGUAGAUCGUAAUAGAAUUGAAAUUGAUAAUAGGGAAGUAGUUCUUAGUGUAGACGAUAUGCAAGGAGCAAUGGAGAGUGCUACUGAUUUCCCUCCUCCACCACCCGAAGAAGAAAUCGUGGCCAUUGUAACCAAAAAGGAACCUAAAGGUUUUGGUAAUAUGGUUGCAUACAACGCGCUUCCAGAAAUGCUCGAGCACGUUAACACAAACUGAAAGACUUGGUAAAUUUUUUACUAUUUUGAUUCAUUUAUUUCUAUUAAUUUACUGGCUGUGAAAUGUAUUGAUUCUCUAUAUUAUACAAUGUCUUUUUAAAGGAAAAUAUCAUUGGUCAUAUUUACUUUUCCAAGUAAUCUUGUAUAUAAUGCUAAAUUGUAAAUAAUUGUAUAUAUUAGCUAUAGAUACUAAACGAUGUCUAACAUCUUUUAUCUAAAUCUAUUUGUCGACAAGUUAAAUAUCAGAAGCGUAAUUGUAAAGAUUUCCAUGUGAUUAGUUUCUUUGUA